AUGAAUGCCUCAUUGCAUGGCAAAGGGAAAGCAAAAGAUCUAGCUUACACGUUGCCUCCUCUCUUAUUCUCCACGAGCGACUUGCAAUAUCGCACCAUUGACUGGCCGUCCCCUGAUCUUGCCUCCCCAACCACAACCGCAGGUCCUUCCUCUUACGGUUCAACACACACUUCCCCUCCCUGCGCGUCCUCUACUUCAUCUCACUCAGCCUCCCAGCCCUCCCAGAAUAGCCUUACACAACAGCUUCCGGAACUGACAAAAGUGCCCUCCCGGAGGCGAUCGUUGUCCAACUUGUCAAUUCAUUCCACACGUUCGUUAGCUGCUCGAUCUAUGUCAAGGAUCAAAGUUAAACUGGGCUCAUCAUCCAAGGGCCCAGGUAACCUCGCCCGUAGAUUAUUGUUCAGGAAUAAGCCAAGUGCAGCUACGACAUCAAUAGAUCUCAGCCCUGCCGGCUCUGUGCUGGAUCCUUUCUUGGGGGACCCUACAACAGCAGCGCAACGUAUUUGCAUUCCAGCAUGGAAAAGUCCCGAUUUCCAGCCUUGUCCGAACCUCGAGCUCCCAUCAGACGCACGAACACAUGUUCAACAGAGCGCUGAAGGUCCUGAAAGCCUCAGUAGCAUCACAGGCAAAGGCCGCUCAUAUUCUUCUCCGCUCCCUCAGUCUGUCUUUGACAUCAUUCCUCGUGGCAAUAGUGACGUCUUUGCCCCCGUGCCUUUAGUCCUGCAAAGCGUCUUCGAUGAGGCUUUGCCCAGAGAACUGAAGUUGCAGGUCUUCUCAGCCUUGAUUUCAUUGCACGAAGACGAAUUUCAGCUGUGGAAGUCGUCGGGACAAUGGACUGCCUUAAAGGCAUCCUCAUCCAAGUAUCGCUGGGUGGGCAGAGAUCGUGGGAUGCGCGAGCUGGUGAAGUUGAGCAGGGUGUCAAAGGCGUGGCGCUCAUUGGUCUUUGACGGUCAGCUGUGGAUGGAUGUCGACCUCAAGGCAUUCCCAAACCUUCCAGCGCCCUUCCUUCUGCGUCUCGCAGAGCCGCUUGGGCCGUUUAUAAAGAACAUGGAUCUUACCGGAUACACAAAGCUUGAUCACGGCACUCUGAGCCAAGUCACGACCAGCCUCUGUGUACGCUCCGCGCCAACCAUUGAUUUCGCGUAUACACAACUCUUGGACGUAAAUCUGACAGGUUGUAAUGCGCUGACUACGCAGGCAUUACACAACCUCAUCAUUCAUUCUCCGUUUUUGCGCAGCCUUUGCGUCAAAGGGUUGAAAGCCGUCAACAACACUACUUUCGAUGUUCUCGCGCUCUGCCCCCACCUGACAUCCUUGAACAUGAGUCGGUGUUCCAAUAUUAACGGAGACGGGCUCCACAGAUAUGCAAAUGCCGUACUAGGGCGCCACGGCCAGCUUGCGCUGAAAGAGCUCAGGCUAUGUGGAUUGGAGGCACCCUCGCUGGAAGUCCUCGAUCUGAGCUAUUCUCGUUCGCUGCAUAACUCGGCGUUAGACGCUUUUGUGGCGUGUACAGAAGAAGAGAAGUCAACGGAGAGCGUGAUGCUGACAGCUCGUCAGGCAGGGCGAGAAACGCGUGAUAGUGGGCGCUAUCGGAGGCGAAUUACGAAGCUCAGACACCUAUCGCUCUCGAACUGCAAGCUGCUCACGGACACCGCAUGUUCCAAUCUAGCGUAUGCAGUGCCACGUCUGGAGUUGUUGGAACUGGCGGGCAUUGGGACGCCGAUGAAAGAUGAGGGGCUUGUAAGACUUUUGGAGACCACGCCACUUAUCCGAAAGCUUGAUCUUGAGGAUGACGAGGAUAUCACCGAUGCCGUCCUAAGCGCACUGACCCCCAGUCCCCUAGAAGGUUCCGGAUCAGAGUCAACACAGCCCCUGCAGACAGGACAGGCGUUGGAACACCUGGUUGUGUCGUUUGCUGUCAACAUCAGUAACGAGGCCUUCCUUUCUCUCAUUUGCAAUUGCCAUCGCCUUAGGGUGUUGGAGGCAGACAGCACGUCCAUAUCCGGGACUGUCCUCAAAGAGUUCGUGCGAAAGGCUCACGAACGUAACACGUCCAAUGCAACCUUGGUUGCUAUCGACUGCCGUGCUGUGGGUGAGACCUCCGUCAAGGAUGUUGCCGCCAUAACCCGCCCUCGCAGAGGCUGGUGUGCCUGGGAUGCGCGGAAGCUCGCGUACCUGGACGGUCGGGACGAGAAAGAACUGAAAGCAGGGCAGGAUGAAUGCGAUGAGAAGCGCAUUGUGUUGAAGUCAUUUUAUAAUUGGCAAACUGUAGAUGCCGUUCGAGCUGCGCGGGAACGGCAUCGGCGAAGUUCCCGGCGCGCGGGUAGCGGAUCGUCGGAUAAUCUUGAAGACAUUGCCCAAACUUCCGGGCGCAUGCGAUGGUGGUCCCCCAGUAGUGCGAGGCGUUCGCCUAAUAUCAACACCCCAGAUGGGGCAACUAGCGACCGAGAAGGAUGUGUCGUGACGUAG
Molecule: messenger RNA, 2469 nt
Organism: Suillus bovinus
Lineage: Eukaryota; Fungi; Basidiomycota; Agaricomycetes; Boletales; Suillaceae
Exons: 3
Coding region: 1-2469 (822 amino acids)
Biological process (GO): SCF-dependent proteasomal ubiquitin-dependent protein catabolic process
Cellular component (GO): SCF ubiquitin ligase complex
Molecular function (GO): protein binding
Source: RefSeq, a predicted model, not a curated record